This is a messenger RNA of Ilyonectria robusta, 369 nucleotides long. RefSeq lists its product as uncharacterized. The transcript has a single exon. Bases 1 to 369 code for a protein of 122 amino acids. NCBI's taxonomy places the organism in Eukaryota, Fungi, Ascomycota, Sordariomycetes, Hypocreales, Nectriaceae. The record is from RefSeq and is a predicted model, not a curated record.
AUGGAGAAACCUCCCCGCCCGCUCUUCCCUUCUUGCCUCCUAAGUGACGUUUCAUCGGCCCAGAUCUCGGUCCAUCUUGUCGACGCCCGUAGAUGUGCUCCCAAGUCCGUUGAGUCCGAACGCCAGCUUUCCCAACGAUAUUUCGGGGCGCCAGCCAUUCAACAGCCUGCAGCAUCGUCAGGCGCGCCUGAUACGGCCGCACACCUCCGCAUGUCCCGGAUCCUUGGCAACAAUCUGGUUCGGCACACGGGCGAGAUGCGAACGACUCAACCAUUCCAUGCCCCAGGGGUGCCUCGCCGAAAGAGCAGGGACGAUAGGCCGGGCUGGAUGACGCCCUGGGCGAGUACACCUAGAAGCCACAUGGCCUGA